Messenger RNA from Fusarium subglutinans, 2277 nucleotides. Its product is annotated as ankyrin repeat-containing protein. NCBI's taxonomy places the organism in Eukaryota, Fungi, Ascomycota, Sordariomycetes, Hypocreales, Nectriaceae. Gene Ontology annotation, molecular function: protein binding. Bases 1 to 2277 code for a protein of 758 amino acids. The transcript has 3 exons. The record is from RefSeq and is a predicted model, not a curated record.
AUGGCUGGUUCACCCGAUAAAACCAGUAGCCAGCAGGACAAAGGUUGGACGCCGCUGAUGUGCGCUGCAGAGUCCGGCGACAUCGACACGCUUACAGCCCAUGUCACUGAUAGUCGCGAUAUCGACAUCGACGCACGCGACUACGAUGGCUGCACGUCGUUGGCAAUAGCUGCCGAAAAGGGGCGUACCGCUGUGGUAGAAAGACUGCUUGAACACGGCGCCGAACCCAACUUGAGCGACCUCGACCAGAUCACUCCGUUGCGGCAGGCCGCUCGGUAUGGCCAUGCUUCUGUCGUGCAACUUUUAUUAACGAAUGAGAAGUUGUCGGAUGUUAACCAGCGACCUGCCCAAAAGUACAAGCUAGAGACACCCCUCUCCAUUGCGAUCAAGAAGGGCCAUCAAGAGACAGCAGAGCUACUAUCGCGCGCAGAUGGCAUCAAUCCGUGCCUAACAACUGACCUGAACAAGGGGUCUUGGGAAGAAAUCAGCAUACUGGGCCUUGCUAUUCGUGGCGGAUUCGAGGACAUGGCAUUAUCUCUGCUGGAUAAAUGUGAUAUUGGGCACGACUCUCGAGACACUAUUGAGCCUGCCUCGAAGCUCCUAGUUUUCGCUGUCGCCGCUGGAUGCCCUAGGAUUGUUCAAGAGCUUUUGACCAAGCACAGUCCCGAUGGAAAGAUUGAGGUUGGCUAUAGAAAUGAAAAAGGGCGCACUGCUCUUUCAUUUGCGGCCGAGAGGGGCUUUGAGGCUGUGGUGGACGAACUGCUGGCAACCGGAGCCGCCGAUCCAAACAGCCGAGAUUCCCGCACGAGAACACCGCUUAUCUGGGCAACAAAUCCAGGGUGGAGAUAUCGUCCUGGGGGUUGGCAGUCGCACGAGGGCGUGACACGCAAGCUGCUGGCUGAUAGGCGGAUUGCUGUUAAUGCUAAGGACUCAACUGGCCGUACGGCACUAUUAUACGCGGCUCAAGAUGGCGCUUUAGGACUCGUCACGACUCUUCUAGAGCACCCUCAGAUCGACCCAACGGCUGGGCCCGAGGACAUGCCUCCGUUGUUGGAAGCUUCACGUGGUCACGCGGACGUGGUUCAGGCGUUGCUAAGUUCAGGGCGGGUCGACGUGAAUACCGUCAUGGCUCGUGGGUAUGAAAGAACAGCACUAAUGGCUGUGGUCGAAUACGGUGAAGUCGAAUACAAAGGUGCGACUGAAGUGUUGAUAUCCACCUCCGGUAUCGAUGUGAACUUCCAGGACAGGGAUGGUAGGACAGCUUUGAUGCUGGCUGUCUCUGGAGGGACGGUGGGAAUGGUUAAGCAGAUUUUGGCUGCAGGAGGCGAUCCAAACAUGCAGGACAGCAACGGAAACACUGCUCUGAGGAUCAAGCCUGAUCUCCCGAACAACAUGGGGCGGACAGCACUUUCGCUGGCCGCAGAGGUUGGCGAGAUCGACUGCAUCAAUGCCCUUCUCGCCAGAGACGACGUCAAUCCCGAUUCAAGGGAUAUUAAUGGACGAGGGCCGCUUUCAUGGGUUUUCGGAGAGGUGCGGCUGCUAAGGAUCCCAAACAUCGACCCUAAUGCCGAGGACCAUGAUGGCUUUACUCCGCUGCUUCUGGCCAUAAUAUCUGACCAAGGUCAUGAGAUCAUAGAACAAAAAGAGUCUGAAGUCGGCGGUUCACCCCCAUAUGUAGCCUUGAGCUAUGUAUGGGGAAAGCCAAAAGGCAAUCAACAACCAUCACAACGGCAAAAGCACCCAGAAGAUCUGGACGGAAAGGGAGGUGGUACAGUGGAACCAGCCAUCGAGGAUGCCAUCCAGGUGACACUAGAGUUGGGCUACAGAUACCUGUGGGUGGACCGGUAUUGCAUUGUGCAGACAGGUGACGAGGCUAUCAAGCAGGAGCAGCUACGACAUAUGCACCUCGUUUAUGCGAAUGCAGAGGUGACUCUGAUCGCAGCAGCUGGUGAAGACUCAUCAGCUGGUCUACCUGGCGUCCCAGGGCGCCCGAGGAACCAGCAACCAGGCGCUCUUAUCCAGGGCCACGCUGUGAUAUGCAUCCCUCCAGAUCCCUCCCUCCACAUACGCUCCAACUCGACCUGGGACACUCGGGGAUGGACAUAUCAGGAGGGACUACUAGCAGGCCGCCGUCUUUACUUCUCAGAAUAUGAGAUAUCUUAUGAGUGCCGCCAUAUGCUUUGCCGCGAGGCCAUACACUUGCCUCGUGGCUUGGAACAAACUAUAUAUGGAGAUAAGCCGCGCUUUAUGGAGUCUUUUUGGAUGUACCAGUCUUGA